AUGAGUUUCAGAUGGGUUCACAUAUUUUUUCAAUCAACUCAAAAACAAGAAGGUUAUUGGGGAUUUAGAAGAAGAUCUGCACAGAAAACUUACGUUUCGGCGCAUGCUAUAUGCGGAUUUAGUUCUGACAUGGCAGACUCAAGCUCAGUGAACGUCAUACUUGAAUUUCUGCGAAGUAAUAAGUUUGCUAAAGCUGAGGCUGCAUUGCGCUCUGAGAUAGGUAACCAGACUGAUUUAAAUGGGUUUAUGCAAGGUCUUAAGCUUGAAGGGAAGGACAUAGGAGGGAAGUUAGUAGAUGAAAAAAGUAUGUCAAAACCUGGUGUGAGUGAUGAAGUAUCAAAAGAGGAGCUUGUUGUGAAGGAAAUAACAAGGAAUGGAUCAGAUAGUAAAUGGAAAAAUGUUGCCUUUGUUGAAGAGCAAAGUAAAGCGGGAGAGUCAAUUGGAACAAGGGAUAAAAAUUAUAUGUUAUCAAAUAAUUCAGAAGAAACUGUGAUUGAUUUAUAUUCAAGAAAGUUUAAUUCCAGUAAUGGAUCGGUUGAUCUCUACCAAAAUGAUGCUGCUUCCAUUAGAGCAAACGAUGCAAAAGAGUAUCUGGUUUCUUCUCAAUCAAAGAUUCAUCCAUCUGAAUUAGCUGAUAAAGAUAGAGUUAUGGACAACCCUUGGUCAAAAACUGAUGAAAUUAAAUACAGUUCAUCAGAUGUAUGGAAAGAUUGUUCUGUUAAAACAGUAUUUCCAUUCCCCAAGGGAGCUGCAUCAACUAGUUAUGAUGCUAAUUCAGGUAUAGGAGAAAAAGAAGAUAGAAAACGUGGUGUUGACAACAACAUUAGGGCAGCAAUCAAAGAGCAAGUGGAUGAGGUUGGAAAAUCUUUGUAUUUCUCAACAACUCAAGGGAAUAAUGAAUCAAAAGCUUUUGGUGGGUUGAGUUUUCCAGUUAUCUCAGAGAAACAUAAGGAAGAAUUACCUAGGUUGCCACCUGUCAAACUCAAGUCAGAUGAGAAAGCAUCAAAUAUAACUUGGGAGGAGAAGUAUCAACGUGAUGGGCCUUGUUCAAAGACUAUUAAUGCUGAUACUAGUUUUCUUAUAGGAUCAUUUCUUGAUGUUCCUAUUGGUCAAGAAAUAAGCUCUUCAGGUGGAAAAAGGCCUCCAGGUGGUAAUUGGUUUUCUGUAAGCCAGGGAAUCACUGAGGACACUUCUGAUUUAGUAUCUGGAUUUGCAACAAUUGGUGAUGGAAUGAGUGAAUCCAUUGAUUACCCAAAUGACUAUUGGGAUUCAGAUGAGUAUGAUGAUGAUGAUGAUGUUGGCUACAUGAGACAACCAAUUGAAGAUGAAACCUGGUUUCUAGCUCAUGAAAUCGACUACCCAAGUGACAAUGAAAAGAAAACAGAUCAUGAAAACAAUCGGGACCCACAAGAAAUAUCUCCAGAAAAAAACGAAGAUGAUAAUCAGUCUUUUGCUGAUGAGGAUUCAUAUUUAUCAGAGCCUGUGUGGAAGGGGUUUGUGACACAAACAAAUGAGCUUAUCAUGUUAAGUGAAGGGCAAGUCUUGGAAAAGACUAAAAUGCCCCUGUUGGAUGAUCUUUGUGUAGAUGAAGAACAACAUGGUUCUGUGAGAUCAAUUGGUGUUGGAAUCAACAGCGAUGUUGCAGAUUUUGGUAGUGAUAAUGAUGUUGGUAUUUCAUCACAUGAUUCCGAGAAGAAAUAUAUCAACAAGUCCACGAAAGACAAAAGGGUAAAACCGUCAUUUCAUCAUGAUAAGCCUAUGAUUUUGACGAAAAACACGACAAACAGUGGAUUUUCUUUUCCACCACCUAGAGACGGGCAGCCGGUGGCUGUUUCUAAUAAAGCUUUCUGGAUAAACAAAAGUGAGGAAACUGAUAAUCGAUUGCAUACUUUAAUGGGAAAUGACGAUUUCGCCCCUCCAUGGAGACGAAAAAGUAGUAGUUCUUCACCUGUUAAGAGUUCAAGGGAAGAAGAAGAAGAAGAAGAUGAUGAUGAUAAAGAUGCUGUAGGAUCAGCAAAUUCGAGCCCUUCCAGUUUCUCAAAUUACGGUUAUGCCGAAAAUGCCUGUGUUGCUAAGAAAGAAACCAAUUCUAAAGAAGACGAUCCAGGGGCAUUAUUGGAAGAUGAAGAAGCAGCUGCUGUCCAAGAGCAAGUGAACCAGAUAAAAGCUCAAGAGGAAGACUACGAAAUCUUCAACCUCAAAAUUGUUCACAGAAAAAACAGAACUGGAUUUGAAGAGGACAAGAAUUUCCAUGUAGUUUUAAAUUCUGUGAUAGCUGGUAGAUAUCAUGUUACAGAGUAUCUUGGUUCUGCUGCAUUCAGCAAAGCUAUUCAAGCACAUGAUCUUCACACUGGCAUGGAUGUGUGUGUGAAAAAUAAUAAAAAACAACAAAGACUUUUUUGA
This is a messenger RNA of Lactuca saligna, 2403 nucleotides long. Lineage: Eukaryota; Viridiplantae; Streptophyta; Magnoliopsida; Asterales; Asteraceae. The record is from the annotation of a GenBank genome assembly.